Molecule: messenger RNA, 1753 nt
Organism: Drosophila ficusphila
Lineage: Eukaryota; Metazoa; Arthropoda; Insecta; Diptera; Drosophilidae
Gene: TMS1
Product: serine incorporator 1
Exons: 7
Coding region: 115-1518 (467 amino acids)
Cellular component (GO): membrane
Source: RefSeq, a predicted model, not a curated record
AUACUUCCGAAAGGGAUAAGCCCAUCUCCAUCACAUAUUUUCACAAACAAAGAUUUGUUUAAUUUAAUAAAAACGCAAUAAAGUAAGAACCACACAAAACUAAUCUAGGCGAAAAUGGGAGCUGUUUUGGGCCUUUGUUCGGCCGCCCAGUGCGCCAUGUGCUGCGGAGGCACGGCAGCCAGCAUGUGCUGCUCCGCCUGUCCCAGUUGCACCAAUGCCUCCUCCUCGCGCUUCAUGUACGCCUUCAUCCUGCUGGUCGGCACUGUCCUGGGUGCGAUUGCGUUGUCGCCCGGUUUGCAGGACACCCUGAAGAAGCUGCCCUUCUGCAUCAACUCCACUUCCACGUACAGCUCCAAGGCCAUUGACACAUUCUCGGGAGGAUCUCUGCAAGUCGACUGCGAAUACGCUCUGGGUUACAUGGCCGUCUAUCGAAUAUGCUUUGGCAUGGCCUGCUUUUUCGCUCUCAUGUCGUUGAUUAUGUUGGGGGUGAAGAGCUCUAGGGAUCCGAGAUCCCACAUCCAGAACAACUUUUGGCCACUGAAAUUCCUGAUCUGCUUUGGUGCUGCCAUUGGUGCCAUCUUCAUUCCGGAUGGUUCUUUUGGCCCGGCCAUGAUGUGGGUGGGUCUAAUAGGCGGUUUGGCUUUCAUACUCGUUCAACUGGUCAUCAUUGUGGAUUUCGCUCACUCGCUGGCGGAGAAUUGGAUAGAGAGCGCUGAAAACAGUCGUGGUUAUUAUUACGCCCUGGCGGGUGUCACACUCUUGGGUUAUAUCUUAUCGCUGACUGGGAUUACUCUGCUUUAUAUCUACUUUACCACUAGUACCGGCUGCGGCAUCAACAAGUUCUUUAUCUCUAUAAAUCUCAUCCUAUGUUUGGUGAUCAGCGUUAUUUCGAUUUUGCCAGCUGUGCAGGAGCGUUUGCCACAUUCCGGUUUAUUGCAGAGCUCCUUGGUCACCUUAUAUACGGUUUAUCUGACCUGGUCCGCAGUGGCCAACAAUCCGGAAAAGGAAUGCAAUCCUGGAAUGUUUGGCUUGAUGGACGGUUUUGGAAAUGCCACCACCACAAUUGCACCGCCUACUCCGUCCCACAACUCCAAGGUUACCUUCGACACCACCAACAUCAUCGGACUGGUCGUUUGGUUGCUGUGCAUCCUGUACAAUUGCAUCAGCUCGGCUGUGGAGGUUUCCAAGAUCAGUCACGAUAAUAGCGAGAAGCGUGUUUUAACAGAAGCUCUAUCAGACACAGAGGCUGGCACGGAUGCCAAUGGAAAGCCGAGCACGGACACCGAGACCGAGGGCGUCACCUACUCCUGGUCCAUGUUCCAUGUGGUCUUCGUCUGCGCCUCGCUCUACGUCAUGAUGACUCUGACCAAUUGGUACAAACCCAACUCGGACAUAGAGCUCUUCAAUGGCAACGAGGCUUCCAUGUGGGUCAAGAUCGUCUCCAGCUGGCUGGGUGUCUUCAUCUACGGCUGGAGCCUUGCCGCCCCAAUUAUCCUCACCAAUCGCGACUUUAGUUAAGCGGUUUUUAGUGUAUUACUUGUCUAGGAAUGGUGCUUAACCAAGCAAAAAGAGAAUGCCAAAAUGGAACGAAGAGAAUUUAGUUUCUGAAACUGAAGAAGAUUAAUCACACAUAAUUUUGACUCUUGGUGUCUACUCAUUGAUCUUAUUCUCCAAUUGCAACAGUUAUCAAUAUGUAUUAAAAAAUUAAUCUAUGAGUAUAAUCUAUAUACAAAUAUAAUGAAACCUAACCAAA